AUGUCGACUUUAAAACCAUUGCAAUGUUUGAAUCUUGACAAAUCGCAACAGAAAGCAUUUAUUGAGUACUACGGGUUGCUGGGAGAGAAACCCGCUACCACCGUAAGAAUAUUUGACCGGUCAGACUACUACAGCUGCCAUGGUGUAGAUGCGUCCUUUGUCGCUAAGUUAUUGUUCAAGUCUGCGAAUGGAGUGAAAAUAAUGGAAGUAGAUGGUCUUGAACUUCCCUAUAUAACAUUAAGCAAAAACAACUGCGAAGGUCUUAUACGCGAGUUACUACUUGUGCGAAAUUAUCGCGUUGAAGUUUAUGCAAAAUCAUCAAAAAAAAAGUUAGAUAAUAAUUGGUCCAUCGAGUACAAAGGAUCACCAGGAAAUGUGGCCCAUUUUGAAGAUAUUUUGUUUAAUAACAACAACGAAAUGAUAAAUACAACCGGACUGAUUGCAUUACAUGUUCGACAAGAUGCAAAACAACGAACGGUGGGGCUGGGAUUUAUUGACGUGGACGAAAGACGCAUGGCCUUAAUCGAAUUCGUCGAUGAUGAUUUCUACACGGAAUUGGAGGCUCUAAUAGUUCAGUUGGGUCCUAAAGAAUGUUUACUACCAAACAUCUCCCCAGAGUAUGAACGAAUUGAACAAGUAAUGAAACGAAACAAUGUUAAAAUAGAAAUUAGAAAGAAGAAAGAGUUUGCCCUUGAUAAAGCUGCUAUAAUCGAUGAUUUGAACAAGCUGCUUCGCUUCCGUGAGGGACAGCAGCAAAACGCCAACACAAUUCCAGAGGCAUCAAAUGUGGUGGCUUUGUUGGCUCUCGGUGCAGCUUUAAACUACCUUGAACUGACGCAGCAUAUAGGCAAUCAGGGACAAUUCCUAUUGAAUUCACUCGAUUCAAAACGUUACGUGCAUUUAGACGGUGCAGCAGUAUCAGCACUAAAUCUUUUUCCACAGCCGGGCACAUCUAUCUACUCAAAUUCAUACCGGUGGCAAAGCGUGUUGGGUGUUUUAGACCGUUGUCGUACGCCACAAGGUCAUCGUAUGAUGGCUCAGUGGAUCAAACAGCCACUUCGGGAUUAUGAGAUGAUAAAAGAUCGCCAUGACAUUGUUGAAUAUUUCUACAAUGAUCCGACGGUACGCUCAGAACUUCAUGAUAAUCAUAUGAAAAAAUUGCCCGACAUAUUGCUCUUGCUUAAGAGACUGUUGCGUAGAAAGGCGUCUCUGCAGGAUAUUUUCCGAUUGUACCAGGUGAUUCUUCGUGUGCCUAAAAUAUUGUCUAUAUUGGAUACGACGUCGGAAAUGAAUAGCUUUGCCAUACGCGACAAUAUCUUUAAUCCCAUCAAAGAUUGUAUAAGUGAUCUUAAGCUGUUCAAAUCGAUGGUCGAGCAAAUUAUCGAUUUGGAUGCAAUUGAAAGAGGCGAAUAUUUAGUAAAAGCUACGUUUGAUACCCAGCUUCAUGAACGGAAAUUGGAGAUGGAUAAAGUUUAUUCUAAAAUGGAACGUCAUUUGUCAGCAGUUGCGCAUGAUAUUGGAUUAGAGGCUGGAACUUCGAUAAAACUAGAAUUUGUAAGUCAUCAUGGAUAUCAUUUUCGUAUUACCCUGAAGGAUGAAACAGUGAUACGGAAAAAUAAUUCCUAUCGUAUCCUGGAUGCUAUCAAGGGUGGUGUUCGUUUUACUUCGGAUAAAUUACACGAGUACAGCGAAUCGUUUGCUGCAAUCAAGAAAGACUAUGAAGAACAACAACAAACUAUAGUUUCGGAGGUGAUUCGUGUAGCUGUAGGAUAUGUGGAACCGUGGACACUACUCAACAGUCAGAUAGCAUAUUUAGAUUGUUUAGUAAGCUUUGCUGUUAGCGCAGCAUCUGCGCCGAUUCCAUACAUAAGACCCACAAUCCAUCGAGAUGGACCCAGUGUUUUGAAGCUGUCUCAGGUACGGCAUCCUUGCCUAGAGUUGCAAGAAGAUGUAAGCUACAUCGCUAACGAUGCGAUAUUCGACGACGGAAAAGCGUCAAUGUAUAUUAUUACUGGUCCUAAUAUGGGAGGAAAGAGUACUUACAUAAGAUCGGUUGGGGUUGCUGUGCUAAUGGCACAUGUGGGCGCAUUUGUGCCUUGCGCUAGUGCCGAAAUAUCGAUUGUUGAUUCCAUCCUAGGGCGCGUUGGAGCGGAUGAUAAUUUCUCAAAGGGACUUAGCACUUUUAUGGUGGAGAUGAUCGAAACAGCUGAUAUUAUCCGAAGAGCAACAAAUAGGUCUUUGGUAAUCAUCGAUGAACUGGGACGUGGUACAUCUACUUACGAGGGUUGUGGUAUUGCAUGGUCGAUUGCAGAGUGGCUGGCGAAAGAAAGCUAUUGUUUUUGUCUGUUUGCAACCCACUUUCAAGAGAUAACAGACUUAGCUACGUAUGUACCUAAUGUAGCAAAUUUGCACAUGGAGGCUAUCGUUGAUGGUGAGCGUUUAACUUUGUUGUACCAGGUCAAACCGGGAGUAAUGGAAAAGAGUUUCGGCAUACAAGUUGCAAAAUUAGCUAAUUUUCCGCCGAUUGUCAUCGAGAUGGCUGAAAAGUUUUACAACGAAUGCGAAGAUCAUCGAGGAACGUUGAAGGAGAAAGAAGACUCGCAUGGAUUAGCAGUGCUAAAAACAUGUUUUGAUGAAAUUGAUCAGUUUGAUGCCAAUUGCGAUGCUUUUGCUUUAUCUUCGGACUCUGUACAACAAGUACAAUCCCUGUUUGAUUAUGUAAAAUAAACAUUCUUGAUUAUUAUUUCAAAGAGAUCAAAAAGAAAAGGGAGAAAAUCAUAAUCAAUGGGUACAUCUCUCAAAUCAAAUGUAUUUUGUAUUCGAAUGUAUUCGUUA
Molecule: messenger RNA, 2835 nt
Organism: Anopheles nili
Lineage: Eukaryota; Metazoa; Arthropoda; Insecta; Diptera; Culicidae
Gene: spel1
Product: DNA mismatch repair protein spellchecker 1
Exons: 6
Coding region: 1-2727 (908 amino acids)
Biological process (GO): mismatch repair; mitotic recombination
Cellular component (GO): MutSalpha complex; nucleus
Molecular function (GO): ATP-dependent DNA damage sensor activity; mismatched DNA binding; ATP binding
Source: RefSeq, a predicted model, not a curated record